AUGGCGGACGCGCCGCGCCCCCCGCGCGCGCGCACGCCGCUCGGCGACGCGUCGAACCGCGGCGCCGGCGGGCUGCGGGACUGGGGCGCGGCGGCGGCGAAGAAGAAGGCGCCGCGCGCCCAGUCGACGCACCCCAUCGUGUCGCGCCUGCCGCCGUCGCCGGCGGAGCGGGCGGCGCAGGAACCCAGCCCCGCGCGGCGGCGGGCGCCGAGCAUGCCGCCGCGGGCCGCGCCGAACGUCGAGGUGCGCAAGCUCACGGCGUACGCGGCGUACACGCGCAUGCACAUGCUCAAGAACAAGAUGCGCAACGAGGAGGCCAUGGAGCAGCUCCUGCGGCACAUGAGCGCCGCCGAGGACGUCGAGCUGCCCGAGGUCGACCGCGCGCCCGCGGCGCCCGAGGCGCCCGCGUCGCCCGAGGCGCCGCGGCCGCCGCGGAGCCCGGCGACGCCGGAGGCCGAGGCCGAGGACGAUGAAGAGGCCGAGGCCGAGGACGAUGAAGAGGCCGAGGCCGAGGCCGACGACGACGACGACGACGACGUCGUCGAGGCGCCGGAGCCGGCGUCGCCGCCCUUCAGCCCCGAGGCGGCGAGCCGCGACGACCUCGACAUGUCGGACCUCGAGCUCGAGCAGUCGCCGAGGCGGCAGCCCGCGCGCGCGUUCGGCGGCGCGGCGCCCGUGGCCCGGCCCGUGCAGACGGCCGUGCGCCUCAGCGCCUACGAGGCGACGCUCGCGCGGCCGGAGAUCAUGGACAAGUUCCUGCGGCUCCAGUCCGACCUCUUCGCGAAGCGCGCCGCGCGGCCGGACCUCUGCGCGGGGGGCGACGUCGAGGACCCGCGGCCGUCGCCGGGCCGGCGCGGCCGCGCGGGGCGGGACCUCGCGGACGGCGACGCGGUCGGCGCGGUGCGCCGCGGCCUCGAGCGCUUCGCGCCGUACCUCUUCUCGCGCGCGGCCGGCGCCGCGGGCCGCGCGGCGCGGGCGCCGCCCCGCGGCGACGUCUACGGCUCCGCCGUCGACGCCGACUCGUCCGCGCCGGAGGCCGCCGUCUGGUGCCCCCACGAGGCCAACGACGUCGACCAGCCCUCGCCGCCGAAGCCGCCGCGGUGCGACUACGACGACGCCUGCGUCGCGGAGUGGGCCGACGCCUACGCGCCCAAGCCACUUCGCCGCCGUCACUGGCUGUCUUCCACACAUGGCUGCUCGUACUUCCGACGAUCGCGGCCCAUGAUCCAGGCGGAGCCGAGCGCCUACGGGAGCUUCGACAGCGCGACGCAGGGCGGCGUCAUCCUCGACGGCGGCGGCCCGCUGCCCCGGAAUUCCAAGGCGCUCGUCGUCGACGCGGCGCGCAUCUCGGGCCGCGUGCUCUGGUUCGACGCGCGCAAGAACUACGGCGCCAUCCAGCCGGACCGGCCGCUGCCGGGCUGCGACGGCGGCGACGGCGGCGCGCCGUACGUCUUCGUCCACGGCAACGACGUCGAGGCCGGCGGCGGGCCCGGCGCCGCGCUGCGGACGAACGACGCCGUCGAGUUCUGCCGCGGCACGUGCCCGCGCGGCCGCGCCAAGGCCGCGCACGUGACCGUCGUCGCGACCGCGCCGCCCUACUACGGCCCGCCGCGAGCACCGCCGGCGCCCGGAGACGCGCGCGCGCGCGCGCACCGUCGGACGCCUAGGUCGCCGCCGCCGCGGUGGCCCCAGCCCUACUACGGGUCGCCCUACGCGCCGCCGGCCUACGGCCGCUACGGGUCGCCGCGGCCGCCGGGCGCCGCGGCGCCGCCGGCGCGGCUGCUGGGCCGCGUCAAGUGGUUCGACGUCGAGCGGAAGCAGUACGGCUUCCUGGCGCCGGCGGACCACGGCCCGGACCUCUUCGUCCACGCGGGCGACGUCGUCGGCUGCGCGCGGCGCCUCGCGCCGGGCGACGCCGUCGAGUUCGCCUACGGCAUCCAGGCGCAGAGCGGGCGGCCCAAGGCGCUCGACGUCGUGCGCCUCGUGCCCGCGGCGGACGGGCCGGAGGACGGCGACGGCCGAGGCGCCCUCGGCGCCUUCGCGGCGGGCGACGAGCCCCUCUUCGACGGGCGGCGGUUGGCCGGCGUCGUCGUCCGCUUCGACGCGCAGCACCGCUGGGGCUUCAUCCGGCCCGACGACCCGGCGUGCCAGCCCGAGGCCGGCGGCGAGAACUUCUUCCUCCACGGCCUCGACGUCCUCGACGGCGGCGGGCCCGUGGUCGCGGGCCAGGCCGUCGAGUUCGCCGUCGUCCGGUCCGCGGCGCGGCGCUGCAAGGCCGUCCACUGCGUCCGCCUCGAGCCGCCGCCGCCGGGCUACGGCGACGAGUCCGACGCUUCCGGCUCCGACGGCGCGACCCCGCUCCCCUACUAA
Molecule: messenger RNA, 2370 nt
Organism: Aureococcus anophagefferens
Lineage: Eukaryota; Pelagophyceae; Pelagomonadales; Pelagomonadaceae
Exons: 4
Coding region: 1-2370 (789 amino acids)
Molecular function (GO): nucleic acid binding
Source: RefSeq, a predicted model, not a curated record